UGGAUUAUGUUGUAAAUUGGACAACAGUAGAGACAAGCAGAAUCUCUGCUGACUGCUGCAUUUAUGAGUUCCAAAAUAUCUGCAAGGGGGCUAAAUGUAAACUAUUCACGUGUCUGCUUUUUCUGGGAGCAAUCUGGUAGAACCGUGAAAAGGCUAAAGAAACAGGUUUAGAGAUGGAACCUCUACUUUACUUCUCGUGGAUUCGGUCUGAAAGAUUUUUGUUUUUUGUUUUUUCGUCUUCUUGUGGCCCCAACAUUGUUUGAUACAUGAUUACUUUAUUUCUUUGGCUUUUGGAAUAUUCUGGAAGUUUACCCGAGAAGGAUGAGAGGCUAAAACAAGAAAUGGAGAGAAGAGAACCAGCUGCAAGAGAUGUUUAUUCAGACACAAGAGAAAGAAAUUACCUUCCACUCUAAAUAUUGCAGUCUAAUGUGUCUAGGCAACAUGAGGAAAAUUUUUCCUUUAAAAUUGUUAUCAUUCUCUUGAACCUGGACAAAAAUUUUUUUUUUUUCAUUUUGUGAAACUGCCUUCAGUAUUUUGUAAUACAACCUGCAAGGAAUUUCAGUAAAUAGAUAGAGAGAACAGAUAGAAUGAGGAAACUCUUGAGGAUUCUGGCAUUUUUCUUCCUGUGGGUUAUGGCAGAGAGUCAGAUGAAGAUCCCACCAGAGACGGUGCAGCAGUGGGCAUCAGUGUUCUCUGUUCAGCUUCGAGAAUUGUCAACCAAAUACUCUGGCUCUCUGUUGCUGCAGAAGAAACUCAAGGAUGUGGAAUCCAUCAUUAAGAUUGUGGAGCUCAACGGAGAUGAUUUAGUAAUUGACUACUCUGAUGAAAUUGAACGAAUGUUGGGAAGUAAGAUGAAGUCUGUGAAGAGGUUAGCGGAGUCGGCUGAGGAUUCUGACCUGUACCAUGAAUUCAACGCUUCACUAGAGUUUGAUUACUACAAUUCCAUGCUGAUCAACACAAUGGAUGACGAUGGGAACUCUGUGGAACUGGGUGGAGAGUUUUCUCUUGAAGAGAAUGAACAUUUCAACAACUUGCCUGUGAACACUCAGCAGAGCAACAUCCAGGUUCCCACCAACGUUUACAACAAAGAUCCUAACAUACUCAAUGCCAUCUACAACUCUGAGGCUUUAAAUGACGUCUACAUCAGCAACUUCCUGAAGGAUCCCACGCUCACCUGGCAGUACUUUGGCAGUUCCUUUGGCUUUUUUAGGAUAUAUCCUGGUAUUAAAUGGACACCAGACACCAACGGUGUGGUUGCUUUUGACUGCAGGAACCGAAAUUGGUACAUCCAGGCAGCUACGUCUCCAAAGGACAUCAUCAUCAUGGUGGAUAUCAGUGGCAGCAUGAAGGGCUUGAAGAUGACCAUAGCUAAGCACACCAUCAACACCAUCCUGGACACGCUGGGAGAGAACGACUUUGUCAACGUCAUUGCUUACACUGACUAUGUUCGUUACGUGGAGCCGUGCUUCAGGGGAACUCUGGUCCAGGCUGACUUGGACAACAGAGAGCAUUUCAAGCUGUUGGUGGAGGAACUGCAUGUCAAAGGAGAAGCAAAAAUCAAGAAUGCCAUGAAGGAAUCCUUCAAGAUCCUAAAUGAGGCGAGGCUGAAAGGUCAAGGCAGCAUGUGCAACCAGGCCAUCAUGCUGAUCACGGAUGGAGCCAUGGAGGACUACGAGUCUGUCUUUGAAGAAUUCAACUGGCCUGAUCGCCGGGUGCGGGUGUUCACCUACCUGAUUGGUAGAGAGAUGACCUUCUCUCAAAACACCAAAUGGAUUGCUUGCAACAACAAAGGUUAUUAUACACACAUUUCAACCCUGGCUGAUGUUCAGGAGAACGUCAUGGAGUAUUUACAUGUGCUGAGCCGGCCGAUGGUCAUUAACCACGACCAUGACAUCAUCUGGACCGAAGCCUACAUGGAUACUGUGCUUCCCAACACAAAAGAGCUUUUCACCACCAAGGCUCAGAGUCUACUGCUGAUGACGUCAGUGGCCAUGCCAGUCUUUAGCAAGAAGAAAGAGACGCUGUCUCAUGGGAUCCUGCUUGGUGUUGUUGGAACUGACAUCCCACUCAUGGAGGUGAUGAAGUUGGCUCCCAGAUACAUGCUGGGACCACACGGCUAUGCCUUCCUCCUCAACAACAAUGGUUAUAUUUUGGCUCAUCCUGAUCUGCGACCUCUGUAUAAAGAUGGCAAGAAACUGAAGCCGAAGCCAAACUACAACAGUGUGGAUCUGGCUGAAGUGGAGUGGGAAGAUAUAGAUGAACUGCUGAGGACAGCCAUGGUGAAAGGAGAGACAGGCAGCAUCUCUCUGGACAUCAGGGCGUCUGUGGACAAAGGAAAAAGGCCGAUGUACCUCGUCAACAACUAUUUCUACACAAACAUUGAUGAAACGCCCUUCAGUUUUGGCAUGGCGCUAACAAGAGGUCAUGGGAGCUUGAUGUUCAUGGGAAAUGUAUCUGUGGAAGAAGGGCUGCAUGAUCUAACAUCUCCAGAUCUUAGCAUUGCUACUGAGUGGACAUACUGUGAAACGGACAUUGAUCCUGCUCACCGAAAAUACACCCAGAUUCAAGCCGUUAUCCGGUACCUGCAAGGAAAGGAACCUGAUCUUGAAUGUGACGAGGUGUUAUUACAACAGACCCUGUUUGACGCCGUGGUAACAGCUCCACUUGAAGCCUAUUGGAAUGCCUUGAUGCUUAAUGACAGGCUGGAGCCAGGGGUGGAGACGGCGUUCCUUGGUACACGUUCUGGCCUCAUGAGGAUCAUCAGAUAUGCAGGAACUGAGUCGAGGGUGGCAAAGAAGUUCCUGACUCCAUCUGAUAAAGACAACCUGUUCACCAUUGAUCACUUCCCCCUGUGGUACCGUCUGGCUGUGGAAAACACUGCUGGACAAUUUUAUUACUAUCCAAUUAACGACAAAGGAGUCAAGUAUGUCAUUGCAACAACAGCAGCGAGGGUAUCGUCUGGGGGAAAAACAGCAAUGGCUGGAGCCAUCGGGGUGCAGCUGUCCUUGGAUUUGCUGGAAAAGAGGUUCUGGGCCAUCGCCAAGCAGCCCAGUGACACCGAUUGUUCAACCAUUGAAGGUGUAUGUCCUCUCAGCUGCGAGAGUGCUGAUCUUAAUUGUUUCUUGGUUGACAACAAUGGCUUCAUUUUGCUGUCUAAAGAGAGAAACGAGGUUGGUCGGUUCUUUGGUGAGGUGGAUGGAUCCAUCAUGGCGUCACUGAUCAAGAUGGGAAUGUUCAAAAAAGUCUCACUGUUUGACUACCAAGCUAUGUGCAAAAAUAGCCACCAUCAUGCCAGCAGUGCACGACCUUUGCUCAGUCCAUUCUAUGUGAUUGUGGCCUUGAUUAGAUGGAUCUUCUCCAACGCUCUGAUGUUCCUUCUGGACUUCAACUUCUGUGGCCUCUGGCACUCUGAUUAUUUCGUGGAUGCCAAAGCUGGCUAUCACACAUCUCAUAAGCAAAAGAAGGUGGAAGCACUUCAGCCCUGCGACACCGCGUACCCCAGCUUCAUGUAUGAUCCAUCCAUCAGAGAAGCCAACAGCCUCAUCAAGUGUGGACGCUGCCAAAAGAUGUUUGUGGUGCAGCAGAUUCCUGAUAGCAAUUUGGUUCUAGUUGUGACUCAGGCGUACUGUGACUGCUCUCGUCAAUAUGGACCCAUCCUGCUGGACCCCAAAGAGAUCAAAUAUAUCGCCACAGUGAAGUGCAACAGGAUGAAAUCCCAGAAGGUGCGGCGACGUCCAGAAUCCUGCCACGCCUACCACCCAAAGGAAGACGCUACGGAUUGUGGUGGAGCUUCAGCCAUAUUCCUGUCACUCUUCGUGUUCCCUGCUUCUCUGCUCGUCUCAUUGGUUCAUCUCUGCUGGCCAUAAACCAGGACAAUCCUACCAAUAAUGAGGAACACAAUUUAAAUGGAGACUUGAAAAGGACUUGAAGAUAUGUUUUCAUUUUUUUAACUUCACCUUUUUUUCCUAUUUUUUCAUUGCUGAACAGACUGGGCAGUUACUAAACGUUUCUGCAGCUUAUAUGCUUAGAUAUGUUGCCAUAAAGCACAAACAAGAUUACAACACCACUGUAGCUGUUUGUUGAGAUAUAUGUACGGGUAGAGUUUUAUCAAAAUCUCUCGGAAAGAAACAAAUAUCAAGUCAUGCUUCAAACAUUGACAAUCUUGAGUGUUUAGAGCAGCACAAAGGAACUUUGAUCAUUUUUAGGAAAAGGGCCAUCAUAAAGGUGCAGAGGUUCAAUGAUACUGUCAAGGAAUUCUCUUGUUUGGAUCUCUUAUUCUGUCACUGUCUCGUUCUCUUUUCUGUCAAUACUUGUUUGAGUGUUCACCUCUGCCAUGAUGUGCGUUUUAGCUCUGUGAGCUAAUUUAAUUGUUGCUGAUGUCUAACAUAGUCCCUUAGCCAAUAUGCAGUUGUCACCAGAGAACUGGGACGGGAGCCAAGAGUUACUUGGGAUGUUUUUUAUCAAUGAGGACAAAAGACCGUGAGAGUUAGGCUUACAAAAAGUGAGCAAAUUGUCUUUCAAAUGGCAUCGAACUUGAUUUUGAAAUAUGAAAAAAGUAUUUUGUGCUGCUUUAAGAGUUACAAACAAAUGCUGUACCACAUUCAAUAUGGAAUGCUGUAUAACAUGAACCCAAAUGUUUAAUAGACCAAAGAUGUG
Cololabis saira (Pacific saury) is the source of this 4656-nucleotide messenger RNA. RefSeq names its product voltage-dependent calcium channel subunit alpha-2/delta-4-like. The coding region runs from base 588 to 3866 and encodes 1092 amino acids. Gene Ontology annotation, molecular function: voltage-gated calcium channel activity. NCBI's taxonomy places the organism in Eukaryota, Metazoa, Chordata, Actinopteri, Beloniformes, Belonidae. The record is from RefSeq and is a predicted model, not a curated record. The transcript has 40 exons. Gene Ontology annotation, cellular component: voltage-gated calcium channel complex.